AUGCCUGCAUGCGAGUCCCUCUGGGCGCACGCUACUGGUGACCUUCCUGCGCCCGACGACCCUACGCCUUUAGGCCCUGCCCCUGACGACGCCGCCAGAGACCGCUUUACCCGCCAGCGUGCUGACCUGAAGGCGUGGAAGUCGCGUGACGCUGCGGACUACAUUGCUCUUAGCAGCCUCCUCCCUGAGUAUGAGGAGGCCCACUUCACUCAGGUUCGCACUGCUAGUGAGUUCCUGACUGCGAUCAAGGCCCGCUACGCUACUCCUACCACUGUCUCUCUUGGUCGCCUCUUCCUACCGUUCUUUUUCCCUGACCUCGCCUCGUUUGAGCGCUCUGCUGACUUGAUUGCUCACCUCCGCUCGCUCGAUUCUAGCUACCGGGCUGCUUGUACUGACGCACAGCUUGCACUGCUUCCCCCUCCUAUGGCGAUUACUAUCUACUUCAUUGCCACUAGCCUCUCUGACCGCCUUGCCUCGGUUCGUGACACGCUUCUUCUGAAGCACCCUAGUGAGCUCACUAUCGAGGUCCUUGAGUCUGCGCUCAAGGACGUCGAGAGCAACCUCCGCUCAAUAGCCUCCGCCUCUGGUGCUGUGCCCCCUCCACUGUUUCACGGGUGCACUAUCCCUCAGCUGCCCACUUUUACUGCCUCGCUAGCCACUGCCACCACUGACGUGACCGCAGUUGCUGUUACGACUACGUCGCGGUCUCGAGGUAGGGGUGGCAGGAGGGGCGGUCAGGGCGCAGGCGGUGGCGGCGUUGGCGGCGGAGGUGGUGGGGGUGGCGUGCCGACCGGUGGCGGCGGGAGCGCAGGGCCUGGAAAGUCGUCUCGUGUAGCGGCCAGUGACUCCCCUACUGCAGCGGGUGGAGGUGACACCCGGACUCGUCAGCCUCCUCCUGGUCUGCCGGCCGCGGUGGAUGGAGCAGCGGCGUGGUACCUGGCCCAGCGGCAGCAGCAGCACGUGGGUGUGUGGAUUGAGCCCUCUGGUGAGACGGCGGUUUGUGUUGACAGCGACACUUACUCGCCUCUUGCCACCUUCAUUGCCGAGCCGGGCUCUGGUCUCUACACACUUCACACUGGCCCUGGUGGGCAGCAGCAGCAGCAACGACUCCUGCCCCCGGCCCCGGUUACUUCCCCCAGUCUUGUCCGUGCGUCUCACCAGGUUGCUGCGUCCCCCAAGGUAGCUGUGUCUGGUCAAGUUCCCAUGUCUGGUCAGGUUCCCAUGUCUGGUCCAGUUGUUGCAUCGUGCUCUUGCCGGUCGCUUGCACACCCCACCGUUCUGUGGCACCACCGGACGGGGCACUCGUCCCUCCCUCGUUUGCGUGCUAUGUCUCGUCAGCGUCUUGUCUUAGGCCUCCCGCGUGUCUUGCCGUCGCUGCCGCCUUUGCUUGCACCGCCGUGCGGUCCCUGCGUCGAGGGUCAGCUGUGCGCCACCCCCCACUCCUCCUCCCUUCGUCCGGCCACCGAGCCUUUUGAGACGCUCCACUUGGACAUCUGGGGCCCCACCCCUCGCCUUGGCCCUGAGCGCGAGUGUUUCUUUCUGGUGGUCGUUGACAACUACUCCCGCUACACCACAGUGUUCCCCCUGGCGAAGAAGUCUGAGGUACGCCGCUCACCAGCUGAACCUCUAGCCACUCGACUCUCGGCUAGAGGCUUCACCGACCAGUCUUUGGACCGGUUCCCCUAG
Messenger RNA from Closterium sp. NIES-65, 1686 nucleotides. The record is from the annotation of a GenBank genome assembly. NCBI's taxonomy places the organism in Eukaryota, Viridiplantae, Streptophyta, Zygnematophyceae, Desmidiales, Closteriaceae.